This is a messenger RNA of Portunus trituberculatus (swimming crab), 964 nucleotides long. RefSeq lists its product as uncharacterized. Bases 35 to 949 code for a protein of 304 amino acids. The record is from RefSeq and is a predicted model, not a curated record. NCBI's taxonomy places the organism in Eukaryota, Metazoa, Arthropoda, Malacostraca, Decapoda, Portunidae. The transcript is spliced from 3 exons.
AGCAACAACAACAACAACAACAACAACAACAACAAUGAAAACAACAACAAUAACAACAACAACAACAACAACAAUAACAACGAUGAUGAUGAUGAUGAUGAUGAUGAUACCACCAACACACCAAGCCUCAGUGAAACGACAUUUGCACGACCACCACGACUCCUCUCACUCUCCCUCUCCCUCCCACGACCACUCCCACGACCACGCCCACGAUCACUCCCACGACCACGCCCACGACCACUCCCACGACCACGUCUCCUCGCACGACCUGAGUCACACACUGCAUAUGUUAAUGACGGGCCUGAGUGAGUCGCCACAUCUGUCCGCCAUGUUGGAAGGCUUAGUUGUGGAUGACAAGGAGGAGACGGAGGCGAUGGAGAGCGUGAAGAAGGUGAUGAAGAUGAAGAAGAAGGGAAGCAGGAGGAGAGGAGACGCCCACAUGCAUCAUCACGAGGAGGAAGAAGCAGCAGCAGCAGCAGCAGCAGGAGGAGGAGGAGGAGGUGGAGGAGGACUAGAGGAGGUGGUGGAGGAGGAGACCCAGACGGCGGAGUUUACCUUGGAGCCUCAUCUAGGGCCCGCCAUCUUACCCUUCCAAGUCCCCGACGGUUACUUUGUCCCGUUCCUGCCGCGUCGAGCCUUCGGUGUGGUGAAUGGAGUGUCACGCCCCCCACACGGCCACGGCUCCUUCUACGCCCACCGCCCCCCUGGCCUCGUGGAUGUCCUUAAUUCACCAGCUUAUGGUUUCCUGUUCAGUGGUUAUAGACGAUUCCAGCCUAGCAGUGAUGGUGAUGGUGGUGGUGAUUUGGGUGGUGACUUGGGUGGUGGUGACUUGGGUGGUGGUGAUGGUGGUGGUGCAGGUUUAGGUGUGAGUUUGGGUGGUGAAGGUGAGAUUGAGAUUGGUGAUGGUGGUGGUGUGUUAGCGAGUGAGAGUGAGUUGUUGAGUGCGUGAGUGUAGUGUGUGUGU